Messenger RNA from Mugil cephalus (flathead mullet), 3196 nucleotides. RefSeq names its product protein associated with LIN7 2, MAGUK p55 family member b (gene pals2b). Lineage: Eukaryota; Metazoa; Chordata; Actinopteri; Mugiliformes; Mugilidae. The record is from RefSeq and is a predicted model, not a curated record. Gene Ontology annotation, cellular component: plasma membrane; cell-cell junction. The transcript has 14 exons. Bases 318 to 2069 code for a protein of 583 amino acids. Gene Ontology annotation, molecular function: protein binding.
UUUGAUUGGCGUCGUGUUCUUCUGUGGUAGUCUGCUGCGGGACCAGGACAGACAGCUGAGGGGGGUCUGAAUGUCCAACCGGGACGGUCGGUGGACUACCGCGAACUGACACGCAGCGAUUCACAGGUCUUCUCAGUUGGCUGAUGAGCAACCAGUGAGGCUGGGGUUGGUCUACACUGAUUGGCAUAGAGUUUAGCAGUGCCAGAGAAAGACAACAUUGGAGGACAGAAGACAUAGUUGUGAAACUGCUGGUGGUUUACUAGUGGUUAGCCUUAGCAUACUUGUGGCAGCAGAGGAGGAAGAAGGAGGGCUUGGCGAUGGUCACGGCUAUGGACGACUCCUGUCCCAACGGGGUACGCGAGGAGGACGAGGUGACGCCCCCGGGACAGCCUGGCGUGGAGGGGCCCCCGGCUGUGCAGUCCCCCCAGGGAGCAGAUACAUCUGGAGCCAUGCAGCAGGUGUUGGAGAACCUGGGGGACCUGCCCAGCUCCACGGGCGCCAAAGACAUCGACCUGCUCUUCCUGCGCGGCAUCAUGGAAAGCCCCAUUGUACGCUCCCAGGCUAAGGCUCACGAACAGGUGGACGAAGUGAAGCUGGAGGCCGUGCAGGACAAUAACGUGGAGCUGGUGUCGGAGAUCCUGGGCGACAUCAGCCACCUCAAGGUUAAAGAUGACAGCGCGGCCGAACUGUCGAGGAUCCUCCAGGAGCCGCACUUCCAGUCUCUUUUGGAGGCCCAUGACAUGGUGGCCUCAAAAUGCUAUGAAGUCCCGCCCCCACCUGAGACGGCCAAUGACGCGGCGGUGAACAGUGCUCUGAUGCAGGCCGACGCCGUGCGCAUGAUUGGCAUCCGAAAGAAGGCCGGGGAGCCGCUGGGUGUGACGUUUCGCGUGGAGAAAGAUGACCUGGUCAUCGCCAGAAUCCUUCACGGCGGCAUGAUCGACAGGCAGGGUCUGCUGCACGUGGGCGACAUCAUCAAGGAAGUGAACGGGAAGGACGUGGGCAACAAUCCCACCGAGCUGCAGGAGAUGCUCAAGGACUGCAGCGGCGGGAUCACGCUGAAAAUCCUGCCGAGCUACAGAGACGCGCCCGCUCCUCCACAGGUGCAUGUGCGGCCAUACUUCGACUACAACCCGGCUAACGAUAACCUGAUCCCCUGCCGAGAGGCAGGUAUGGCCUUCAAGAAAGGCGACAUUCUUCAGAUUGUCAACCGAGAGGAUCCCAAUUGGUGGCAGGCUUGCCACGUGGUGGGGGGCGCAACAGGACUGAUACCCAGUCAGUUCUUGGAGGAGAAGAGGAAAGCUUUUGUACCCAGAGAUUUUGAUGGCUCAGGGAUCCUUUGUGGCACCAUAGCUGGGAAAAAGAAGAAGAAGAUGAUGUAUCUCACAGCCAAGAAUGCAGAGUUUGACAGACACGAGCUGCAGAUCUACGAGGAGGUGGCAAAGGUCCCUCCAUUCCAGAGAAAGACUCUGGUUCUGAUUGGUGCUCAAGGAGUGGGCCGACGUAGCCUGAAGAACCGAUUGAUGGUCCUCCAUCCCACACGCUUUGGCACCACUAUACCAUACACUUCACGUAGGGCCCGUGAUGACGAGCUGGACGGAAACUCCUACCACUUUACCUCAAGGACAGAGAUGGAGGUGGAUGUGAAGGCCGGGCGGUUCCUGGAGCACGGCGAGUACGAUGGUAACCUGUAUGGCACCAAGAUUGAUUCCAUCCAUGAGGUGGUCGCCACAGGACGCACCUGCAUCCUGGAUGUGAACCCACAGGCUCUGAAGGUGUUGAAAACGGCAGAGUUCAUGCCUUACGUCGUGUUCAUUGCAGCGCCAGAUUUUGACACACUUAAGGCCAUGCAUAAAGCUGUGGUGGACGCAGGGAUCACGACUAAGCAGCUCACGGACGUGGACCUGAGGAAGACAGUGGAUGAGAGCGCCCGUAUCCAGAGGGCUUACAGCCACUAUUUUGACCUGACCAUCGUCAACGACAACCUGGAUAAGGCCUUUGACAUGUUACAGACUGCUGUGGACAAACUGUGCAGUGAACCCCAGUGGGUUCCGGUGAACUGGGUGUAUUGAGGACCUGAACCAGUGCUUCCACUGUUCUCUCAGCGUGGGGUCACACUGAAUCACCAGAAUGUGUGUUUCCGACCACGAAGGCCAAAGACGAGGAGAAGAGGGCAGAAAAAUAACAUAAUUCAUUAAAUCUUAUUGCUCCGUCUUCUCUUGGGCCUGCACGCUGUGCAACCUUUUUUUCUACUGAAAACUCAAAGGGAAAGAGUGCUUAUUUAUUUUAUAACUUUUUAUGAAAGAUCUUUCUAUUCCAGUGAGAAUGAAACUAAAAAAUCAUUUAAUGUACUUGGGCCAUAUUUUUUGAAUUAAUUUAUUGUUGUAGCUACAUGUCUUACCUUGUAUGGGUUUCCCUUGAUUUCAGGUAUUUGUAUCAGUCUUCCUGCAUUGACACACAGGAUUCAUGAUCACGUCCAACCUCUGACAUGAAGACGAGGAAAGUUGAUGGAUUAUAAGAUCUCUGAGCAGUCAUCGUCCAAGCAUCGAUGCCUCACAUCGUCAACACGUGUAAACAACCUGUGUAGUUGUGCUUUACUCGCCUCCAUUCAACUGAAUCCUUCAUUGUUCUUACGUAGCUGGCCCUAAAGUCUUCAAUCAGCGUCCUCCGUAGAAUCAGCUGGGCAGGAAUAAAGCUCCAGUGUGUAAAAGGAAAACUAAUUCAUGACCUACUUUCUCAAAGAUCAAACAUUGUCUCUGUCGAUUUUGUUUUCUUACUUUAGUUUUUAAUCAUCGUGGUGAUUUGUAGCAUGUGGUGUUUGUCACAAAUAACCCUUUUUUAUUAUUAUUAUUAUUGUGUAUGACUGUCACUGUGUCAUUGCCCAUCAUCUUUAAUGUCUACAUAAGCCAAUUUGUUAGUGUAAUUUUUUGUGAAUGUGGCACAAACACAGUUUCUCCUUAAUAGUUUUUAUCUUCAUUGUUGCAGUCAAAGCCAAAGUCCUGUUCGUACUCCCAAUAAAGUUGGAAAGCUCUUAAAAUUCAAUUUAAAAAUAAUAUGACUCUGGAUUGUAAAUGUCUCUCUGUCUCUCAUUCUCCAAACAAGAUGGAUGUGUCAAAAUGCCACAGAGGUGAGGUGAUUUCACUUUUGAACUCAUUUCUUGCACUUGAUGAUUUUGGAAAAAAUAAAGACUAUAAAUCAC